CAUGCAUUCACCGAAUUCAAAGGUAAAAUUUCAAGUUCAGGUACAAGUUCAAUACAUCGACAAGAAUACAACAGAAGCUAACUCGAAUACCUGUCUGCUGGAGCAAUUAAACCUUGAGGAGAGUACUGGAAAAUCUGUUGUCAAGAAGGGAAAGAAGAAACACUGCCAACAAGAUAAGAAAGCAUCAACCACCUCUUUACCAACCACAAUGGCUUCCUGCAAACAAUACGUCUUUAAUCAAUUAGUAAUUAACGAUCUCUUAACUUUGAGCGAUGUUAACACUGAUUGCAAAUGCGGUUAUAUACAUAUUCGUCUGAAAUUCGACAAAAGUUGUAUGGAAGCUGGUAACGUAGUCGUUCGUACAAACACUGCUGGAAAUAAAUUAAAGAUAGUAGUGAAUAAUUUUAAGAUUGAUGGAGUAAAUGAUUUCAAGUAUAACAUUGAGAAUACAACUAUCGAUUACAAAAGAGUUAUAGCUAAAUUAACAUCCGAUAAAGUACUUCAAAUUGAUGCCUUGAUGAAAAAUUGUACUGAUGAUAAAUCGGUUUGUUUGCAGGUGAUCUGCAAUAGUUAG
Molecule: messenger RNA, 574 nt
Organism: Dimorphilus gyrociliatus
Lineage: Eukaryota; Metazoa; Annelida; Polychaeta; Dinophilidae
Source: the annotation of a GenBank genome assembly